AUGAGGGCCUGCUUAGUAUUCUCUUGUUUGCUGGCAGCAACAUUUGCCCUGUCUGUAACAAGCAAACCUCAUGGAAAACAUCAUGGAUUGCACAAGACUUCACACAAAGCCAAAGAAAAGGAUGUUAUCUCAGAGGAGGCCAACAAGGCACCAAUCUUACCCACUUUAGUCACUUUUGAGGCCAGCAGCCAGGAGCAGGAAGAUGAGGAACUGAGCUCCGAGGACAAUGCUAAUGCUAACAAGAAGGAUGGUGAGAUAGAAAGGAAUGAUAAAAGCUCGGCUGUCCUGCUUAGUGAGGAGGAACUGGUAGACCUCCUGAAGAAGGAGGCAGAAGAAGAGGAAGAGGCAGAAAAAAGAGAGCUGGAAGAAGAUGUGGAUGCAGACAAAGGUGAAAAGGAGUCUGGUGAGGCUGUGGAGAAUAAGGAAGCUGAGGGAGAGGAGAAGAAGUUGGAUGAGAACUUGGAAAUGGAGGAAGACAGCAAAGAAGUGACAGAGGAGGAGGUGAGGGAAGAGAGCAUGGAAGAUGCUGACAUGUUGGAGGAAGAAGAUAAGGUGGUGGAAAAGGUGGAGAAGAUGUCACCCAAGGAAAAGGAGAACGAGUCUGUCAGCAAAAUGGAUGAUGAUGGCAGCACAGACUCAGAGAUCCCAGUCGAUCUUGACUAUGCAGCAGAUAGCGGCAUUUUACAUCCUCUACAGAUUUUUUCAGCUAAGGUAAAACCCCACACUGAUGACGACCAGCCUAUUUCAAAAACAGAUGUUCCAGAUGAUAGAAAGAAAGAAAUCAGUGAGAAAGGACUCAUCCACCCGUCUUCCACCGCAGAUGAUUAUGAACAAGACAUGCAAAACACAGAAGCGAUGGAAAGUGAGGAAUCAUCUGAUCAGGGUAACCUUCAAGAAGGAAAAGACAACAAUGGCAAAGACUCCCAGGCUAAACGUGAAGAAAGGAACAGGGAUAAGAAAGUACCAAAGGUAGACAUGGAGUCUCAAGAACCAAGAAGCAGUACAAACCUUGAAUCCGGGUCACGACUGGCUGGAAAGGAAGAAGAGAAGAGCAAGAAUGACAGCGGAAGUCACACCAAGGGAAAGAAUAGGAAGGAAAAGAAGAACCAGAGGGCGAGGAAGCACUCCCCACAGAGGGAGGAAACAGAACCUGGACAGGAGGAGAGCCAACAGGAUGCGCAGGAGUCUGAGGGCAGCAACAUUGACAAUACAGUCCACAAGGCAAAGAGGAGAAGGGCAGGAAAAUGGGGCCCUUUAGUGGGUAUGAAUCCAGUGCAGAUAAGAGCCACAGUGGAUCUCUACCCAAGUUCCAGACCCUCACUUGGUGGAGGCAUACAUCACCCUGAAGCCCCUGUCGAUCCAUGUGAUAACUUCCGCUGCAAGCGUGGAAAGACAUGUAAACUUGAUGCAAACAAUAAGCCAGGCUGUGUGUGCCAAGAACCGACAGACUGUCCUCCCAGUGUGAACGAAUUUGAUCAUGUUUGUGGAACAGACAACAAAACCUAUGAUACAUCCUGUGAGCUCUUUGCUACUAAAUGCAACCUAGAGGGCACAAAGAAAGGACACAGACUUCAUCUGGACUACACUGGGCCGUGCAAAUUAAUUCCUCUAUGCGUUGACACUGAGCUGAUCCAGUUCCCUCUACGAAUGAGAGAUUGGCUGAAAAAUGUGCUGCUGCAGCUCUAUGAGCAUGACUCCAUGUCUCCUGGCUUCCUCACUCCUAAACAGCGUUUCAGAGUGAAGAAAAUCUUCGAGAGCGAGAGGCGCCUUCAUGCAGGCGAUCAUUCUGUUGAGCUGCUUGCACAGGACUUUGAGAAGAACUACAACAUGUACAUCUACCCAGUGCACUGGCAGUUUGCUCAGCUGGACCAACACCCAUCUGACAGACUCCUGUCCCACUCAGAGCUGGCGCCUCUCAGGGUCCCUCUAGUGCCAAUGGAGCACUGCACCUCCCGCUUCUUCCAGGAGUGUGAUGCUGACAAGGACAAGCAGGUGUCCUUUAAAGAGUGGACUUCCUGUUUUGGUAUCAAGAACGAUGAUAUCGAUGUCAACCUGCUAUUCUAA
Messenger RNA from Scomber japonicus (chub mackerel), 2064 nucleotides. RefSeq names its product SPARC-like 1 (gene sparcl1). Gene Ontology annotation, biological process: anatomical structure development. Gene Ontology annotation, molecular function: collagen binding; protein binding; extracellular matrix binding. The transcript is spliced from 10 exons. The coding region runs from base 1 to 2064 and encodes 687 amino acids. NCBI's taxonomy places the organism in Eukaryota, Metazoa, Chordata, Actinopteri, Scombriformes, Scombridae. The record is from RefSeq and is a predicted model, not a curated record.